GUCUCGGUUCCGCGGCCGCUCGGUGGCAGCACUGCACCAGGAUUUCCUCCUCCCAGGUCGUCGAAACAACAAACCGAACUACGGAGCAAGCGGGGUGAGACAACGUCCUAAAGCGCCUCCGACCGCCACUUUUGAACACUUUCCCAAACAUUCACCGGAGCACUGGGAAGCGGCGCAGAUUGAAUCAACUCGGGGCUGCCUUUCCCAGCCGGGUCACUUGUCUCCUAUCAUCGAAGGUUCCCAAGCCAGUCACACGUAUACGUUGUCCAGAAGAUGUUGCAGAAAUGAUAGCGGCACCAGAAAUACCAUCAGAGUUCGCUUAUCCACAGGACACAGACACACGAUUCUCAUCAGACACAGACUUCUCUGAAGAUCUCGAUGGAAGGAGUGGCAAUGCUGCCAAAGGAAAGAGUGGGAAGAAAGGAAAGAAGGCAGCUGGGGAGAAAGGCAAAGGAGGCAAGGGUGCAGGGCGGAUAAAUGGCCACCACCAGGAAAAUGGCAUGGAAAACAUGAUGCUGUUUGAGGUGGUGAAGUUGGGUCGAAGUGCCAUGCAGUCUGUCGUUGACGACUGGAUCGAGUCGUAUAAACAUGACCGAGAUGUGGCACUACUCGAUCUCAUCAACUUCUUCAUACAAUGCUCGGGAUGUAAAGGUGUGGUCAGUGGAGAAAUGUUCCGUAACAUGCAGAACUCGGAAAUCAUCAGACGAAUGACAGAGGAAUUUGAUGAGGACAGUGGCGACUACCCUUUAACUAUAGCUGGUCCUCAGUGGAAGAAGUUCAAAACAAGUUUCUGUGAAUUUAUUGCGGUGCUUGUCCGCCAAUGUCAAUACAGUAUCAUCUAUGAUGAGUACAUGAUGGACACAGUCAUCUCUCUUCUCACCGGACUAUCAGAUUCCCAAGUUCGAGCCUUCAGGCACACCUCAACCUUGGCAGCCAUGAAGUUAAUGACCGCCCUGGUGAAUGUAGCUCUUAACCUGAGCAUUAACAUGGACAACACCCAGCGCCAGUACGAAGCAGAGAGGAAUAAAAUGGUUGCUAAAAGGGCGAAUGACAGAUUGGAGUUGCUGCUGCAAAAACGUAAAGAGCUGCAAGAAAAUCAGGAUGAGAUUGAAAACAUGAUGAAUGCGAUCUUCAAAGGAGUGUUUGUCCACCGGUAUCGAGAUUCGAUAGCGGAAAUUAGAGCCAUCUGUAUAGAAGAGAUUGGCGUAUGGAUGAAACUCUACAGCGAUGCCUUCCUCAACGACAGCUAUCUAAAGUAUGUUGGAUGGACGAUGCAUGACAAGCAAGGUGAGGUGCGCCUAAAGUGUCUGACAGCUCUACAGGGCCUUUACUACAACAGAGAACUCAAUGCAAGACUGGAGCUCUUCACAAGCCGAUUCAAGGACCGGAUUGUCUCCAUGACCUUGGAUAAGGAGUAUGAUGUGGCAGUACAAGCAAUUAAAUUGCUGACACUGGUCUUGAAUAGCACAGAUGAAGUGUUGACUCCAGAGGACUGUGAGAGCGUCUAUCACUUGGUCUACUCAGCACACCGGCCUGUUGCUGUUGCAGCAGGAGAAUUCCUCUUUAAGAAGUUGUUUAGCCAGAGAGAACCAGAAGAAGAAGGCGCCCCAAAGAGGAGAGGGAGACAAAGCCCUAAUGCCAACCUCAUUAAGACCACAGUCUUCUUUUUCUUGGAGAGCGAGCUCCACGAACACGCAGCUUACCUGGUUGAUUCUCUCUGGGAAUGCGGUGCUGAGCUACUGAAGGACUGGGAAUGUAUGGUCAGCUUGUUAUUGGAUGAUACUUUGCCAGGAGAGGAAGCUCUCACGGACCGACAAGAGACGGCCCUGAUUGAAAUCAUGCUGUGCACUGUGCGUCAGGCAGCCGAGUGCCACCCGCCUGUUGGACGAGGCACCGGCAAGAGGGUCAUGACAGCGAAGGAGAAAAAGACUCAGCUGGAUGACAGAACCAGAAUGACAGAACUUUUUGCUGUGACCUUGCCCCCUCUACUGGCCAAGUAUGCAGUUGAUGCAGAAAAGGUGACUAACUUGUUGCAGCUGCCCCAGUUCUUCGACUUGGAGAUUUAUACCACAGGUCGUCUGGAAAAGCACCUUGAGUCUUUGCUGCGUCAAAUCAGAGAAAUAGUGGAGAAGCACACAGACACUGAAGUUUUGGAGACCUGCUCCAAGACCUACCAUGCUCUCUGCAAUGAAGAGUUCACAAUCUUCAACAGGGUGGACAUUGCCCGCUCGCAGCUGCUCGAUGAGCUGGUGGAUAAAUUCAACAGGCUACUGGAGGAUUUCCUGCAAGAGGGUGAAGAUGCAGAUGAAGAUGAUGCUUAUCAGGUUUUGUCGACUCUAAAGAGGAUCACAGCUUUUCAUAAUGCUCAUGACUUGUCUGGGUGGGACCUCUUCACCAGCAACUUCAAGUUGCUCAACACAGGCAUCGAGAACGGAGACAUGCCAGAGCAGAUAGUCAUCCACUCACUACAGUGCACCCACUAUGUUAUUUUGUGGAACUUGGCCAAGUCGUCUGAGGGCAGCUCUAGAAAGGACGACAUGAUUACCCUGAGGAAGCAGAUGAGGGCAUUUUGUAUGAUGUGUCAACGCUACCUCACCAAUGUCAACACCGCUGUUAAAGAACAGGCAUUCACCAUCCUUUGUGACCUCCUACUCAUCUUCAGCCACCAGAUGGUGUCCGGAGGCAGGGAACACCUGGAGCCUCUGGUAUACUCUCCAGAGGACUCACUGCAGAACGAGCUGCUUGCCUUCAUCCUAAAUCACGUUUUCAUUGACCAAGACGAUGACACAAAUAGCACAGAUGGGCAACAAGAUGACGAGGCAGUAAAAAUUGAAGCUCUACAUAAGAGAAGAAACCUUCUUGCUGCGUACUGCAAACUUAUCAUCUACUGUGUGGUCGAAAUGAGAACAGGGGCGGACAUCUUCAAACAGUACAUGCGGUAUUAUAAUGAUUAUGGCGACAUCAUCAAGGAGACCAUGAGUAAAACCCGGCAGAUUGACAAGAUACAGUGUGCCAAGACCCUCAUCCUCAGUCUGCAGCAGCUAUUCAAUGAGAUGUUGUCGGAGCUGGGUCACGGAUUUGAUCGAUCCUCGUCUUCCUUCUGUGGAAUAAAAGAGUUGGCCCGCCGGUUUUCGCUGACGUUUGGCCUCGAUCAGGUUAAAACAAGAGACGCUAUUGCAAUGCUGCACAAGGAUGGAAUUGAGUUUGCUUUCAAAGAUCCAAGUCCUCAAGGAGAAGGAGGCCCUCCCCUCAACCUGGCUUUCUUGGACAUCCUCAGCGAGUUCUCAUCCAAGCUCAUGAGACAAGACAAGAGGACUGUCCACAUGUACUUGGAGCGCUUCAUGACGUUCCAGAUGGCGCUGCAGCGAGAAGACUGCUGGCUACCCCUCAUUUCCUACCGAAAUUCCCUGCAGGCCGGUGGUGAUGACGAUACCAUGUCGGUGAUGAGUGGCUACUCCAGCAGAGGUUCUUCUGUUCGCUCCAAAAAGAUCAAGCCUCCUGCUGUCACAGCUGGAACUUCGGCAAUCAAGCGGAAGCUGCCAGAAGAGGAGAGCAGCAGCAGCGAGGUCUGGCAGCAGACCAUGCAGACCCCAGUCAUGAUGGCCACCCCUCACCUCACAUCCACUGCCAUCCGUGACCCCAAGAGAGGUCGUGACGACAGCUUCAUGGGAGUGUACGCCCUCCCUCACGACCAGCAGCAGCCCCAUCAACACCCGCAGCACCAUCCACAGACGCCACAGCACCACCAGACACCCAUGGACUACAACUCCCAGGUGACGUGGAUGCUGGCCCAGAGACAACAAGAGGAGGCACGUCAGCAGCAGGAAAGAGCCAUGAACUACGCCAAGCUCAGGACAAAUCUGCAGCACGCUAUACGUCGCGGUACUGGGCUUAUGGAGGAGGAUGAAGAGCCAAUCGUGGAGGACGUGAUGAUGUCGUCCGAGGGUCGGAUGGAUGACCUCAAUGAAGGCAUGGACUUUGAUACCAUGGACAUUGACCUGCCUCCCUCUAAGAAUCGGCGCGAGAGGUCUGAGCUGAAGCCGGACUACUUCGACCCUGCUUCCAUCAUCGACGAAUCGGUGCUGGGGGUGUCCAUGUUCUAAGCUAAUGUCUGGAUGAUUUUGACGCUGGGAGGACGGAGGAGAAGCUUUGUAUUUAAAGAGAAUUUUAGAUGCAAACACAGAUGUGUUUUCUGUAAGAAAAUGAGAAAAAAAAAGUUUUUUAAAAAAAGAAAAAAAAGAAAAAAGAGAGUUGUGGCUUGUACUCCACGUGGACCAAUGACGACCCACACUCAGUGUUGCUUGCUCAGACAGGACUUUGUUUCCAAAUGUACUUUUCUAAUCUUGGGUCAAGCUCUUACUGUUGAGAUCUAGUGUACCAGGCCACUUCCAAACCUACUAGUCCAGAAAAAAAAGUAUCCAUCAUAGCUUUUUAUUCCUCCUUUUUUUCCAGGCAGGGAUAAAUUGGUGUGUUUUAACUUAAGACAUGUUUAUGUUUAACCCUUUUUACAAUUGUAGUAAGUUACCAGGUGUGAAGUAGUAAUUUAUAAACAGACUGUAGUAGCUUGCCUGUACUGUGUUAGCCCAGUGGAUGGAGGUCUUUCUUUUUUUUCACCCCCGUGCUCCUCUGUUCCUCCCUCCGCCCUUCGCUUCUCGUCCCGGUCGUUGGACCCAAAAACCACUGGUGGUUAAGACGCGUAGUAUCAGUCAGGAUCCCUUUAUGCUGUGAAGAUUCCCAGAGUCCAGCGAACGCCCCACACUGUUAAUCAAUGAUGAGAUACUUCCUGCUACGAAGCCACUGUGGUUUCACCUCAGCGGCGCCACCAUGUGGGCUCCAACCUUUUGUCCCCCCCGCCCCCCUUCCUUUUAUCGAUCCAGCAGCAUAAUGUUGACAUGGGUAUUUACAUUUUAAAUAAAAGUUCUAUAUGAAUCGGUGCUGAUUUUAUAAAUGUUUUGGUUUUCAUAUUUUCAAGUCGGAAAAUGGCCGUCGUGCAGCGAGAAAGAUUUUUAAAUUUGUAUCCUUAUCCCCCUCUUUUUUUUUUUUUUCUGUCUAGACUAUGUCCUUGGAUUUUUACUUUUUUUUUCCCCUGCGUGUUAAUGUUUGGUUUUAACAAGUGAAAAGACUCAGCUUUAAGGGUUUCCUCUACAUUCACAGUCCUGUCACCAAAAUUCUUCAAACGUUAGUCAUGGGGCGAACAUGUUGAAUCAGCAGCAGCAGCGCUGUGGCAGCUAGACCAAGCUUCACCUUUGUUUGUCACUCGCACACACACACGCACACACGCACACACACACACGCAGUGAAAUGUUUGUCUACUGAAGUUUUUAAUUUUGUGGUCAUUCCAUGCUUUACGCCUUAAACAUGCUGGUGAGCGUCACCUCCUCUCAGUAACUCUUCCAUGUCCGAGGCUCCGCCAUGUUUAAAGGUGAAUAAUAAUAAUUGGCUUCAUCUUAGAAACAUGAGGUGGUCAGAUGUAAUGUGAUAACGUAGAUCAACGGCCUAUGAUGUGUUUUUGCCUAAUUAUUUUAUGUAAGUAAAAAAAAUUCUUUUAAAGAAAAAGUACUGUUUAUUGUUUGUUACCACUACAUUGGUAUAAAUCCUUAUUAGAUCAUGUGUAUAUAUACAAAAUUUAAUUUUCUUCUUUUUUUUUUUUGGCCAUUUCUGUGUUCUUGUUUUUCUCCUUCUUCUUCUUCCUGCACUCUUGCCUCAGUUGUCUAUUAUCCCGCCCUUGUUCAGUCUGUUUUCUGAUUUGUACUUGUCUGGAGACAGUAACUUUUGAAUAAAAAUCAACACAUUUCUUU
This is a messenger RNA of Synchiropus splendidus (mandarinfish), 5798 nucleotides long. RefSeq names its product stromal antigen 2b (gene stag2b). The transcript is spliced from 34 exons. Gene Ontology annotation, biological process: sister chromatid cohesion. Bases 285 to 4103 code for a protein of 1272 amino acids. Gene Ontology annotation, cellular component: chromatin; cohesin complex; nucleus. Gene Ontology annotation, molecular function: chromatin binding. Lineage: Eukaryota; Metazoa; Chordata; Actinopteri; Syngnathiformes; Callionymidae. The record is from RefSeq and is a predicted model, not a curated record.